Messenger RNA from Lasiosphaeria miniovina, 219 nucleotides. RefSeq lists its product as uncharacterized. The transcript has 2 exons. The record is from RefSeq and is a predicted model, not a curated record. Lineage: Eukaryota; Fungi; Ascomycota; Sordariomycetes; Sordariales; Lasiosphaeriaceae. Bases 1 to 219 code for a protein of 72 amino acids.
AUGGCCGGCGAAAUUGUGACCGUGUACAGGUGCGGCUAUUGGAGUACCCACGACUGCAAGAGCUUGGUGUUCAUCAACCUUCCACGUUCUUGCUUGUCCACAUCCACACACCAACCGGCGCUGGUCAUCAUCGUCGUCAUCGCCAUCGUCGCCAUCAUCGCCAUCGUCGCCAUCGUCGCCAUCGUCGCCAUCGUCGCCAUCGUCAAGCCCUUGCCCUGA